GGACCGACAGCCUGGCGUCCUGCUGCGAUUUAAGAGCCGGCCCAAAGGCGAUCCGUGCGACCGCGCCCCGAGGACCGGCCAGAGCAGCCCCAUGGCGGAGCAGUUUGUCCUGGUGAUUGGAGGCAUUAUUGGAGGGCUGCUGCUGGUGCUGCUGAUUGGGGUGAGCUGCUGUCUGUGGAGGAGGCUUUGUGCCACCUUCACCUAUGAGGAGCUGCCAGAAACACCAGCCACGGCCACCACCACUGCCUCCAGCAGUCAAGAGGACAGGCUCUGCCAGCUGCAUGCCAAAACCCAGCAAAGCAGGCCACUGGGUGUGCCGUUUGUGGUGCCCCCUUCUCUCCAAGGCCAAGACUGGGUGCCCCUGCAAAGAAGAGAUUGGUUUCAGGCCCUACAGGACCCCUGCUCAACCCCAGAGCUCCUGCCCCACACCUCCAGCAACUUUGGAGAUGCCUGUGUGGUGGGGACCAUCAAUCCAGAGCUGUACAAGUUCCCAGAGGACAAAAGUGAGACUGACUUCCCUGAUGGCUGCCUGGGCCGGCUGUGGUUCUCGGUGGAAUACCAGCAGGAGGCCGAGCGGCUACUAGUGAGCCUAAUCAAGGCACGGCAACUGCAAGUCCCCUCAGAGACUUGCAGCCCCCUGGUGAAGCUCCAUCUGCUGCCUGAUGAGCGGCGCUUCCUCCAGUCCAAGACCAAGCGCAAAACCUCCAACCCACAGUUUGAUGAGCACUUCAUCUUCCAGGUGUCCAGCAAGAGCAUCACCCAGAGGGUGCUGAGGUUCUCAGUGUACCAUGUGGACAGGCAGAGGAAGCACCAGCUCCUGGGCCAGGUGCUGUUCCCCCUGAAGAAUGAGACCCUGGAGGGAGACUGUCGCCGCAUCAUCUGGAGAGACCUGGAGGCUGAGAGCCUAGAGCCUCCAUCAGAAUUCGGUGACCUCCAGUUCUGCCUCAGCUACAAUGACUACCUGAGCCGCCUGACAGUGGUCGUGUUGCGUGCCAAGGGCCUCCAGCUCCAGGAGCACCGGGGUGUUGUCAGUGUGUUUGUCAAAGUGUCUCUGAUGAACCACAACAAGUAUGUCAAAUGCAAGAAGACUUCGGCUGUUCUGGGCUCUGUGAAUCCUGUGUACAAUGAGACCUUCAGCUUCAAGGCUGACGCUGCUGAGCUGGACACAGCCAGCCUCAGUCUGCUGGUGCUGCAGAGCGUGGAAGGAGACAAGAGCCACCCGCUGGGCCGCGUGGUGCUGGGCCCCUACAUGUACUCCCGCGGUAGAGAACUGGAGCACUGGGAAGAGAUGCUUGGCAAACCCAAGGAGCUGGUGAAGCGCUGGCAUGCGCUCUGCCGCCCCGCUGAGCCCUGA
Castor canadensis (American beaver) is the source of this 1354-nucleotide messenger RNA. It is a transcript of the gene Syt15b, whose product is annotated as synaptotagmin 15B. Gene Ontology annotation, biological process: calcium-ion regulated exocytosis. Gene Ontology annotation, cellular component: plasma membrane; exocytic vesicle. Gene Ontology annotation, molecular function: calcium-dependent phospholipid binding; phosphatidylserine binding; calcium ion binding. NCBI's taxonomy places the organism in Eukaryota, Metazoa, Chordata, Mammalia, Rodentia, Castoridae. The record is from RefSeq and is a predicted model, not a curated record.